Spinacia oleracea (spinach) is the source of this 855-nucleotide messenger RNA. Its product is annotated as ubiquitin-conjugating enzyme E2 7. The transcript is spliced from 6 exons. The coding region runs from base 118 to 618 and encodes 166 amino acids. Lineage: Eukaryota; Viridiplantae; Streptophyta; Magnoliopsida; Caryophyllales; Amaranthaceae. The record is from RefSeq and is a predicted model, not a curated record.
AAAAAAGUAUAAAUAUAGGAAAGCGGACUCAUAAAUCCUAAAUCCCAUUGAAUUGCCGACUUGCCAUCAUCCCAAUUGAAGAAAAAAUAGAAAUCAAAAAAUUUAUUCUCUGCUCUCAUGGCUUCUCAAGCUACUCUUCUUCUCCAAAAGCAGCUUAAAGAUCUUACCAAAUAUCCCGUAGAUGGGUUUUCAGCAGGCUUAUUAGAGGAGAACAAUCUGUUUGAAUGGAGUGUUACAAUUAUUGGUCCUCCUGAUACCAUGUAUGAAGGAGGAUUUUUCAAUGCCAUAAUGAAGUUUCCUAAGAAUUAUCCAAACAGCCCGCCAACAGUAGUGUUUACAUCCGAGAUUUGGCAUCCCAAUGUUUAUAAAGAUGGAACAGUAUGCAUAUCGAUACUUCAUCCUCCAGGUGAUGACCCUAAUGGAUACGAGCUUGCCAGUGAGCGAUGGAAUCCUGUCCAUACGGUUGAAAGUAUACUUCUAAGUAUCAUAUCAAUGCUUUCUAGUCCUAAUGACGAAUCUCCAGCAAAUGUUGAAGCUGCUAAGCAAUGGAGGGAGCAAAAAAACGAAUUCAGGAAAAGGGUCAGCCGUUGUAUAAGGCUAUCGCAAGAGAUGUUAUGAUCCUCCACACUUGCAGAGAUCCUUAGAGAAAUCGCAUUUAUGUUCUUAUUUCUUCUGUUACUCUUCUUUGACCUGAAGCCUUAGGAGUUUAAUUUGCUUGAACGUGGUUCAGUAGAAUCAAGGGGUAAUUCUUUCUCGUUAUACUUCAUUCAGACUUUCAUAGCGCCUUUACUUGUUCUUGUGCACAGCGCAAAUUGAUUUAAUAUAAUGAAUCACAGAUUGUCAUUUUAAUUUUUA